This is a messenger RNA of Momordica charantia (bitter melon), 1651 nucleotides long. RefSeq names its product Transcription factor DP (gene DPB). Gene Ontology annotation, molecular function: RNA polymerase II transcription regulatory region sequence-specific DNA binding; DNA-binding transcription factor activity, RNA polymerase II-specific. The record is from RefSeq and is a predicted model, not a curated record. Gene Ontology annotation, cellular component: nucleus; transcription regulator complex. Gene Ontology annotation, biological process: regulation of transcription by RNA polymerase II; regulation of cell cycle. NCBI's taxonomy places the organism in Eukaryota, Viridiplantae, Streptophyta, Magnoliopsida, Cucurbitales, Cucurbitaceae.
GCUAAUGGUAAUGGUUUCCCAUUGGAAGAGACAGUUCAUCGUUGUUUAAGAAAACCCUCUUUCCCUCCUUUCCAAACCCUCUGCCUCUGGUCCCUUCGCCCAACCCUCAAUUCACUCCCAUCUCCCCAGAGCUUCAUCUCGCCCAAUACGCGAUUCUGGGCGAGUUCCAGGCCAUGGGUACCAGGACCCAGCAGCCAUGCCGGGAAGACGACGACGACGACCUUCCUGGCGGCCCCGGCGCCACAACAAUUUCGGGUCAGUCCGUUUCCAUGAGUGGCAGUGUGGGUUCUCCAUCUAGCCGCAGCGAGCAGACCAUGGCCACCCCUGCCAGCGACAACACUUUUCUCCGAUUAAACAACCUCGACAUUCACGGCGACGAGGCCGGCUCCCAACCACCUACUGCUAAUGUGAAGAAAAAGAGAGGUCAGCGAGCCGUUGGAGGGGACAAGAGUGGAAGAGGGCUUCGCCAAUUCAGCAUGAAAGUUUGCGAGAAAGUGGAGAGUAAGGGAAGAACGACCUACAACGAGGUUGCAGAUGAACUUGUGGCAGAGUUUGCUGACCCUGGCAACAGUGUUGCAUCCCCAGAUCAGCAACAGUACGACGAAAAAAACAUCAGGCGAAGGGUAUAUGAUGCACUGAAUGUUCUCAUGGCAAUGGAUAUUAUAUCAAAAGAUAAGAAAGAGAUACAAUGGAAGGGUCUACCACGAACCAGCCUGAAUGAUAUUGAAGAACUAAAGGCUGAGCGUCUUGGACUUAGAAAUAGGAUUGAAAAGAAAGCAGCAUACUUGCAAGAGCUGGAGGAACAGUAUGUAGGCCUUCAGAACCUAAUACAGCGAAAUGAACAGUUAUUCAGUUCUGAGAAUGCUCCCAGUGGUGGCGUGUCUUUACCUUUCAUCCUGGUGCAGACACGGCCUCAUGCAACUGUGGAGAUAGAAAUAUCCGAAGAUAUGCAGCUGGUGCAUUUUGACUUCAACAGUACUCCUUUUGAGCUCCAUGAUGACAAUUACGUUUUGAAGGCAAUGAAAUUUUGCGACAGACCGCAGUGCGAUAAUACAGCGCAAAAUUUUACUCCCGAUGGCGGGGAGGGUUCUAGCAUGUCAGGCAUGUACCAACAACCCCAGAUCCCUCUUCCUUCAAUGUCUAACACGCCCGUUAGAACUCCAACCUCACCACCACUCCCUGGAAUUAUAAAAGCACGUGUCAAACACGAACAUUGAUCAGUUUUACCGAGCUCAAGUGUCUUGUAUGUGCAUUAAUCUCUGCAUGACUGUAUAUUCUGCAUGUUCACACUGCCGCGGCCUUCGGAUUAUUAUCAUUGGAAUGGGAUCAUAUAGGAUGAUAGUUCAUCGCCAAUCGAACUUCAUGCAAUCAAAUUCAUUUAGCUUGAAACUGAUUUAAGUGGUUGGCUGGCUCAGGUUAAAUUCUUUGCUUCUGAUGUUUUUUUAACUUUCACUGUAUUUGAUUAGUCAUUUAAUUCUCCUCUUCCUAUUUCCCCGCCCUUCCAGUAGAAGUAUAGAUUUGAAAUGUAUUAGGAUUAUGCAAUGGUUGAUUAAACUACAGAGAGCAUUACAGAAUGAGUUGAAGAGCAAUGCUGAGAAUCUGUUUAACUUUGUAUAGAAAUAUAUUUCUAAUGUCAAGUAUUGUCUUAUUA